UUUCGUUUCGAUCCUCCUGUUUGUUACUCCAUGGAUCCGUCGUUAAAAUAGAUUACCGGUAAACAUUUCCUGCAAUGGCGAGUGGAGCGAGUAAAGAAAUAAAAAAUCUGCUAAAAAAUGCCAAGGAAUCCAUCAAGAACAAAGAUUACAAAGAUGCUUUGAAACACUGUAAAGCAGUAUUAAAGCAAGACAAGGGCAACUACAAUGCAUGGGUGUUUGUUGGUGUGUCUGCUGGUGAAAUGGACCAGCCGGAGCAAGCAAGGAUGGCUUAUAAGAAAGCCAUUGACUCAGAUCCACAGCAGAUCUUAGCAUGGCAGGGUCUGUGUGCAUUCUAUGAGAAACAUAAUAUCCCUGCAUUCAAGGCUGAUCUACAAGAUACUUACAUCAAAAUGAUGCAAAUCUAUGAAAAUACUGACAUGAAAAAAUGGAAAGAGGUUGCCAAAAAACUCGCUCAGUUACAUCUGCAGCUUGGUAAUGAAAUGCAGGCAAUUACAAUAUGGCAGAGUAUCACUAACUGUAAAGAUUUGGAAGAAAAAGAUGGGAUUGAAUCCUGGAUAAAUAUAUCCAAUAUAUUGAUUGGUAUGAAAGUUGUACCACCAGAGUUGACUGAUUUAAUGGAGACAUGCUUGGAUACAGUGUUACACUCGAAUACAUCCAUGACUGAUCCUGAAUUACAGCUUUAUUAUAAGAAAUAUAUCAGUAUUUUAAUGGAUAAAUAUGCAUUUGUUGCUGAGACCGAUAAGGUGGAAAAUGAAUGUUCAAAUAUGUCUACCAAAUUUCCUACUUCAACAUUUCCUCUUGAAGUUUUAUCUAGGUUUUAUUUACAGAGAAAACUAGAUUCUAACUCUACAAGAGCACAUGAAAUAUACACCAGCUUAAACACCAUUGAUCCGUCAUCGUCAAUAUCUAUUAUUGGACAGGGAUUUGUUAAACUGACGAAGAAGGACUUAAUUGGAGCAAGAGAUCUGUUAUUAGAAGGAUUGAAAGGUUUUGAUGACUUCAUCUUUGGCUGGUUAUACUUAUGUCAAUCACAGUGGCACAUCCAUGAUGUAGACAGUGUAGAAGUCUCUGCUAACAAAGCUCUGAAGUUAUUGAAAAGUGAUUCCAAAAUACCAUUAGGCAUUAAGAAACCGAUUGAACACGAGUUACGAUAUAUGUUACAUGAUGCGUGGACGGACAGCCGAAUAUCUGGCAACAUCAAUAAAGCAAUAGCGGCAUAUAGCAAGUUAUUGGAAGAAGACUGUGAUAAUCUUGAGUUGUUACUUGGAUUAUGUAAAUCCUGUAUUGCCAAUAAUGAACUUGACAAGGCUAAAGAGUACAUUGACAAAGCUAUGGAGACUCACAGUACACAGUGUUCAGUGCUGGCUAUGUAUGGAUGGAUACAGUUCUUACAUGGCAAUCUAUCUGAAGCUCUGAAAAGAUUGACAGAUGUUAUUGAGAUGAGUGGUGACAGUGGAUUAUAUUAUUAUUGGUUGGCAAGAAUUAACUGGGAAAUUGGAAAAGAAGAGAGGAUGGAUAGAAAUAAAUGUUUUAAUAAUUUUCUGAAGGCAGCUAAACUUGACCCAUACCAUUCAGAUACCUUCUUGUACUUGGGAUAUUAUUAUGAAAAUGUCACUGGAGAUAUCAAAAAAGCAAAAAGAUGUUACCAGAAAUCAUUUGAUCUUGAUAGAAGAAAUGAUGAAGCAGGAGCUGCCCUGGGUGAUGCGUUGAUUUCUCUUGAUGAACAAGAAUCUGCUCUGCAGCUGUACACCAGUGUAACCAGUCGUGCUAGUGCUGGGUCUGCCAAAUGGGCGUGGCUCAGACUUGGGUUGUAUCAACUCAAAAAGCAAGAAUAUUCUCAAGCAAUUUCUAGUCUACAGUGCGCUCUCAGAGCUGACCCUAAGGACGUGUGUUGUUGGGAAUGUUUAGCCGAAGCUUAUAUGAGUAGAGGAAGUUAUACAGCAGCACUCAGAGCAUUCACCAAAGCGGCCGAGCUUGAUGACAGUUCAAUCUAUUGCCAUUUUCAAAUUGCUGCCAUCAAACAAACACUUGGAUUGUUAAGUGAAGCUGUUGCCGAGUAUACAAUUAUUCUGGUGAAUUCUCCCAAUUAUGUUCCUGCUUUGAAAGGAAUUGGUGAGAGUUAUAUUUCGCUGGCUAAAACCGCUCGCAUUGAGUUUUUCAAUGGAAGAGCAGUCGAUCACAUCGGUAAUGCCGUAAUGUACUUAUCUACUGCAAUAAGAAACAGACCUGAUAUGUCAUGCCAUUGGAAACUUCUCGGCGAUGCUUGCACAAUGAUACAUCCUAUUGACCAUCAUCUAGUCAGGAUCUCGAUUCCAAGAUUUUUGACUGAAAAAGGAUGUAAAGAUGAAGGAGUACAGUUAGUAGGGAAGAUGGAAAUGUUGGCACUGGGGGCAAAAUGUUAUGGUAGAUCUCUGAGUUUGAAACCAGAGUGCAGCCCUCUGUGGCAUGAUUUAGGAGUUAACUACUAUAGACAAGCAGAGAACUUAAAAGAUGAUGUCAAGGCCAAGGAAGUUGCUAAGAAAGCAUUACAGUGUUUGCAGAAAGCUGUAAGUUUUGAUGUCUCUAACCAUCUCCACUGGACAGCUUUGGGUGUCAUCGCUUCUUCCAAAUAUAUAAAUAAUGCUAAGUUAUCACAGCAUGCAUUUAUCAAAUCAAUCAAUGCUGAAAAUAAUAAUGUUGUUGCCUGGACUAACUUGGGUGUGUUGUAUCUUGUCCAUCAUCAAGUUGAGUUGGCGCACAAAGCAUUUAAAAUAGCCCAGUCUUUAGAACCAUCUUACGUGGCUUGCUGGAUUGGACAGGCAUUGAUUGCUGAAAGCAUCGGUAGUCAAGAAGCAAUGGAUCUAUUCAGACAUGCAACUGAACUAGGCACCCAUUUAGAAGGAUGCCUUGGUUAUGCCCACUGGGUAUGUAAUACUAUAUUUGAUGAAAAAGUUGAUAAGACGUCAGAAUAUUAUAAAUAUAAUAUCAUACAGAUGAGGGCUGUAACUGCGGCUGUGGUUGCCAUGGCGAAAUACACAGAUAGAGUACAUUCUGACUCUACUGCCUACAAUAUGUACGGUGUAUUACUAGAACACACAGGACUCUCUCAACAAUCUGAGUCUAGUCUUGGAAAGGCUGUCCAGUUAUUACAAGAGAGUGGUAAUACAACACAGCUAAAUAUAGUGUUAUCAAACCAUGCAAAGAUGUUAUGUGCAAUUGGAAAGUAUGAAGAGUCUGUCUCUGUAUAUCUGUCUAUUAAGCCAUUAAGUGAUGUCAACGACAUCUGUGGAUUGGCUGCGGCAUUGUAUAAAAGUAACAAAUUGAAAGAAAGUUAUCAAGCAUUUGAACAGGCUUUACAAGUGGCUACCAAUGACGGUGACAAGUCGAGUAUACUGGCAGCCAUGGGAAUGGUAUCAUAUCACUUCAACGAUGUCGAUAGAGCUAAAACCUUGCUAUUUAAAUGUUCACAGUUUUCCCCAUCCUGUACGCAUGGUAUACUGGCUCUGUGUGCCUUGGGUUUACGACAAGGUGAUUACACCCUAGCAUCAGCAGCUCUCACAGAACUACUGAAACUUGGCGAUAAUGACCAAUUGUCUGCCGACAUCUCUUUCAUGUCAGCAUGUCUGUAUGCAUUGCAGGGGAGUUACAUCACUGCAAAGAACCAAAUUCUCAAAUCAAUUCACAGGUUCCCAUGGCGAGCUAUUCUUUGGCAACAGGCUUCCAAAUUUAUACUGCAAUAUAUACCAGACAAGGCCAAGGUAGCCGUAAAUUGUGGCAAAGUCGCUAAUAUACAUGGUAUCACCGAAUGCAAGAAAUCACAUUCUGUACUUGCUAUGUGUCAGUUAGCUGCUGGUGAUCAUUCUAAUCGUAACCAUGGUAACAAUGCCAUUAAAACUGCACAAAAAAUGGUCCAUCGUAAUCCAGGUGAUCUUCAACAAUGGGCACAGCUAGCUGCUUGUUGCUAUGCCGAUGAGUGUAACCGCCAGGCUAUGACAACGACAUCCAUUGCAGAUGGUAGUUUGAGUUUCAACCUGUCUCAAAAUGUUGUUCAGCAAGCUGAAAGAAACUCUGAUGGGAGUGGGUUGAGGCUACUGCACUGGGCUGUUAAAAUGUCAGCUGAAAGUCUGUUAUUAUCUGGAAAUAACAAGAAAGCAAAUGAUUUUAUUCAAAAGGCGAUGUCUUUGUACAGCUCUUCCCCUCAGCUGAUGUCACAAUUAGAAUUGUUAUUUGCGAAGUCUCUUACAACGCAACAUAUGAGUGAUGAUGAUUUAGAUAUUCUGAGGAAUUCUGUUAUAAAAGAGGCCAGCUCAGCGCAGGCCUGGCAGAUAUUAGCUGAAGUGUACACGUGUAAAGAAAUGAUGGUUGCUGCAGAGAUGUGUUAUCGCCAGAGUCUACAGAUGUCGAGGUCAGCUAAAACAGUACCUCUUAUUAGACUUGCAAACCUGGCCAUGAUGUUAUCAAGGCCUGGUGAGGCCAAUACAGAUACAUGGUCUUCCCUUUGUCAUGAGGCAACCAAUGAAGUAUUAAAGAUACAGCCACAGUGUUCCACAGCUCUCUUACUGCAAGGGAUUAUGCAAUAUUACAAGAAGAACCACAGGCAUGUAAAGAAAUGUCUGCAUCGAGUGAUAGAUCUUGGAGCUGGUUAUGCUGUAUCUGUUGCCAGAUUAUAUCUGAUUCAACUGUAUUUAGAAAAGAAUGAAACACAGGCUGUUAAGGUAUAUAAUCAGAUGAUGUCAAGAACCUUUUAG
Molecule: messenger RNA, 4727 nt
Organism: Saccoglossus kowalevskii
Lineage: Eukaryota; Metazoa; Hemichordata; Enteropneusta; Harrimaniidae
Product: tetratricopeptide repeat protein 37-like
Biological process (GO): nuclear-transcribed mRNA catabolic process
Cellular component (GO): Ski complex
Molecular function (GO): protein binding
Source: RefSeq, a predicted model, not a curated record